Peronospora matthiolae is the source of this 312-nucleotide messenger RNA. The record is from the annotation of a GenBank genome assembly. NCBI's taxonomy places the organism in Eukaryota, Oomycota, Peronosporomycetes, Peronosporales, Peronosporaceae.
AUGAAGUACGUGGACAACGCAACGAACGAGACUUUUUCGUACCACGACUUGUGUCCAAAGACACCCAUGCUCUUUUCGGUCACCAUUAGGAUUGCUUACUGGUGUCCGCCGGAUUGGCCUACGACAAAGCCGGCGUAUCUCAUGCCGGACAUUGACAAGUAUGAGAUGAGGGCUGAACACUAUUGGGCUGUCGACGUCGUGCUUUGCAAGACUGCCAUUUGUGCUCGUUAUGUACGCAUGUGGUAUCGACAGGGGGCAACCUGCGUCAUACGAAAGUGCUUUACACAAGGCACACGACGUCGGAUGUGGUAA